GUGGCUAAGUUUAGGUAGGAGUCAGAAGAAGCAAUGAAAUUGUUAAGAUUUGCUGGUCUAGUUUUCAUUUUUAUCACAACCUUCCAAUUUGUGAACAUUCGUUAUUUUGGUGGUUCUAUAUUCUCUUUAUCUUCUCAAGAUAAGUUUCCAGUAUCAUCAUCAAUCGAUGUAACCACAGAACUCGUAAGGACGUUGUCUGGUCCUGAAAGAUUGAAUUUUAGUAGUUCGAGAUCCGUUGAGGUAGAUGAAGAUGAAAGCACCGGUUUAGAAGAAGACCAUGUGAUUGGUUCUGAUAAGAAUGACACUGUUCAAGCCCAUGAGAGUUUCAUAGAGGAUGUCAAAGAUAAGGAAACUCUUGAUUUGCUUCCAGGAACUAGGAGCAGCUCAAACGAGAGUUACGAGAAAAUAGUAGAAGAUGCUGAAACUGCUUUUGAAAAUACUAGGAAAGUGGAGAUUCUGGAGAGCAAGACUGAUCCAUCUGUUGAUAAUCUUUCCUCAGAGGUGAAAAAGUUUAUGAAGGUUUCAAAUUCUGGGGUGGUUUCUAUCACCGAGAUGAUGAAUUUACUGCAUCAAAGCCACACUUCUCAUGUCUCGCUGAAAUUAAAACGGUCUUCCACAGUUGAUCAAGAGCUGUUAUAUGCAAGAACUCAAAUUGAGAACCCACCGCUGAUAGAGAACGACCCUUUACUGCAUGCUCCUCUGUAUUGGAAUCUGUCCAUGUUCAAAAGGAGCUACGAGCUAAUGGAGAACAAGCUCAAAGUAUAUGUCUACAGGGAAGGCAAAAGACCCGUACUGCAUAAGCCGGUGCUAAAAGGAAUAUAUGCUUCUGAGGGAUGGUUUAUGAAACAGCUCAAGUCCAGCAGAACAUUUGUCACAAAAGACCCACGUAAAGCUCACCUAUUUUAUCUUCCUUUCAGCUCCAAAAUGUUGGAAGAAACUCUGUAUGUCCCAGGUUCUCACAGCGAUCAGAAUCUCAUUCAGUUUUUGAAGAACUUCCUGGACAUGAUAUCUUCGAAAUAUAAUUUCUGGAAUAAAACUGGAGGAUCAGAUCAUUUUCUUGUUGCUUGCCACGACUGGGCUCCUUCCGAGACGAGGCAGUACAUGGCCAAGUGCAUCAGAGCAUUAUGCAAUUCUGAUGUUUCAGAAGGUUUUGUGUUUGGUAAAGAUGUAGCUCUUCCUGAGACAACUAUUCUUGUUCCAAGGAGACCGCUUAGGGCUCUCGGAGGCAAACCUGUUUCACAAAGACAAAUACUUGCCUUCUUUGCUGGUGGAAUGCACGGUUACCUUAGACCUCUCCUAUUACAAAACUGGGGAGGUAACAGAGAUCCAGACAUGAAAAUAUUCAGUGAGAUACCCAAAUCUAAAGGAAAAAAGAGUUACAUGGAGUACAUGAAGAGCAGCAAGUAUUGCAUCUGCCCAAAAGGGCACGAAGUCAAUAGCCCUCGGGUCGUGGAGGCAUUGUUCUAUGAGUGUGUCCCGGUUAUCAUAUCUGAUAACUUUGUACCUCCCUUCUUCGAAGUUCUGAACUGGGAGUCUUUUGCGGUAUUUGUCUUGGAGAAAGAUAUUCCUGAUUUGAAGAACAUAUUAGUGUCCAUAACUGAGGAAAGGUAUAGAGAGAUGCAGAUGAGAGUCAAGAUGGUGCAGAAGCAUUUCCUUUGGCAUUCUAAACCCGAGAGAUUCGAUAUAUUUCAUAUGAUACUUCACUCCAUUUGGUACAAUAGAGUUUUUCAAAGUUAAAACCACAUAGUAGGUUUGUGACUGUAGAGCAAGUAAGUAACAGAGAUUCAUUUGUUAAUAUAGCAAAAGGUGGGUU
This is a messenger RNA of Arabidopsis arenosa, 1813 nucleotides long. Lineage: Eukaryota; Viridiplantae; Streptophyta; Magnoliopsida; Brassicales; Brassicaceae. The record is from the annotation of a GenBank genome assembly.